AUGAAUCUUCUCCAUGCAAUUCUACCAAACUGUCCUCACGAAAACUGCAAAUCCGAACUCAAAAUCGAAACCUGUAAGGCAUUCUUACCUUCUAACUUACUCGAAAUCAUGGUUCAACGAUUGAAAGAAGCUUCAAUUCCUGUAAGUGAACGAGUUUAUUGUCCGUUUCCUAAGUGUUCUGCGUUAAUGUCUAAAAGUGAGGGUGUAGAGAAUGUUGAUUAUGAAGAACUUAGCGGGGGAGAAAGGUUGUGUGUUGUAUGUUAUAAAGUUUUCUGUGUUAAUUGUAUGGUUCCUUGGCAUGAAAAUAUGAUUUGUUCUGAAUAUAAGAGAAGAAAUCACGAUGUUCUUGCGGAAGUUAAAGCUCUUGCUGAUGUGAAUCUUUGGCGUCAAUGUAGAAGAUGUAAUCAUAUGAUUGAACUUGCUGCUGGUUGUUACCACAUCGUUUGCAGGUGA
Molecule: messenger RNA, 453 nt
Organism: Impatiens glandulifera
Lineage: Eukaryota; Viridiplantae; Streptophyta; Magnoliopsida; Ericales; Balsaminaceae
Product: E3 ubiquitin-protein ligase RSL1-like
Exons: 1
Coding region: 1-453 (150 amino acids)
Biological process (GO): protein polyubiquitination; ubiquitin-dependent protein catabolic process; positive regulation of proteasomal ubiquitin-dependent protein catabolic process
Cellular component (GO): cytoplasm; ubiquitin ligase complex
Molecular function (GO): ubiquitin conjugating enzyme binding; ubiquitin protein ligase activity; zinc ion binding
Source: RefSeq, a predicted model, not a curated record